CGGAAUAUGCGUUCCCUGCCAACCAUCACAAAAAGAAAGAGAAAAGAAAAUAGGAAAAACAGAGAGAAACGAAUAGCAACAACUUCCCCAUCACCCCCCUUCGCUGGCUUUUCCGUUGAUCGAUUCCCCUCUCUCUCUCUCUCUCACUCUCUCAACCAUUCCACCCCCCACACAGAGAUAGAGAGAGAGAGAGAUAAAAGCAAGGAGUGGAAACCACGUAAGCCGAUUCUUGUAGAGAGAGAGAGAGAGAGAGAUCUGAGCGGGAAAAAUGGGGACGCUACAGACAUGGAGGAAAGCCUAUGGCGCCCUCAAAGACACCACCAAAGUCGGCCUCGCCCAUGUCAACAGCGAUUACGCGGAUUUGGAUGUGGCCAUAGUCAAGGCUACGAACCACGUCGAAUGCCCGCCCAAAGAGAGACACCUCAAAAAGAUUCUGAUUGCCACGUCAGCGAUUCGGCCUCGCGCCGACGUUGCUUACUGCAUUCAUGCGCUUUCCCGGCGAUUGGCCAAGACGCGUAACUGGACGGUGGCAUUGAAAACAUUGAUAGUCAUCCAUAGGUUAUUGAGGGAGGGUGAUCCUACUUUCAGAGAAGAACUUCUGAAUUACUCACAGCGAACACGCAUUCUCCAGCUUUCUAACUUCAAGGACGAUUCAAGUCCAAUUGCUUGGGAUUGCUCUGGCUGGGUACGUACUUAUGCAUUGUUUUUGGAGGAACGACUUGAAUGUUUCAGGGUUAUUAAGUAUGAUAUUGAAGCUGAACGUCUACCAAGACCUUCCCAAGGGCAGGAAAAGCAGGGUUACAGCAAAACCAGGGAUUUGGACAGUGAAGAACUGUUGGAGCAACUGCCAGCUUUUCAGAAGCUGCUGUCUCGUCUUAUUGGUUGCAGGCCAGAAGGAGCAGCUUUUGGUAAUUAUGUUAUCCAAUAUGCCCUGGCUCUGGUACUGAAAGAGAGUUUUAAAAUAUACUGCGCUAUUAAUGAUGGGAUCAUCAACCUUGUUGACAAGUUUUUUGAGAUGCCGAGGCAUGAAGCUUUUAAAGCCCUUGACGUCUAUAAACGAGCUGGCCAGCAGGCCACAAGCCUUUCUGACUUCUAUGAAGUUUGCAAAGGAUUGGAACUUGCUAGGAAUUUCCAGUUUCCUGUUCUUAGAGAGCCUCCACAAUCCUUUCUUACAACCAUGGAAGAGUAUAUAAGAGAGGCACCCCGAAUGGUUAUUGUUCCAAGUGAGCCAAUGCUUCAAUUGACAUACAGAGCAGAAGAAGGUCCCUCUGAAGAAUCAAAAAUAUCCGGUGAUGAAGCUGAGGCACCAGAUUCUGAUAAUGCUGAUGUGGCUAAAGUUGAGAUUACUCCUACUACUACUACUACUACUACUAUUCCUCAAAACAACCUGGAAACUGGUGAUCUACUGGGAUUGGAUUAUAACACUGCUGAUGCAUCGGCAAUUGAGGACAGAAAUGCUUUGGCUCUAGCCAUAGUUCCAUCAGAUGGUGCUGCCCCAACAUUCGAUUCUAAUGCCUUUCAAGCAAAAGAUUUUGAUGCUAAUGGAUGGGAGCUUGCCCUGGUCACCACCCCAAGUGGCAACAUUUCAUCAGUUAACGACAGGCAAUUGGCUGGUGGAUUGGACUCGCUCAUUCUGAACAGUUUGUACGAUGAAGGAGCAUACAGAGCCUCGCAGCAGCCUGUUUAUGGAGCACCGGCCCCAAAUCCAUUUGAGGUGCAUGAUCCAUUUGCAAUGUCAAAUAGUGUUGCUCCACAUUCUGCAGUUCAGAUGUCAGCAAUGGCUCAACAGCAGGCAAAUCCCUUUGGUCCGUACCAACCUACCUUCCACCACCAGCAGCAACAGCAGCCGCCGCAACAACAACAUAUGAUGAUGUCCCCAACUAAUCCUUUUGGUGAUGCAGCAUUUGGUGCAUUUCCUGUGAAUCCCGUUGCUCACCCGCAAACUAACAAUCCAUUUGGAAGCACUGGCCUACUGUAAAGACAAUGCUUGCACAUCGAGAAAAAAUGUAAUUUAGUCAGUGAAGUUGGUUUGUGUAUUUGGAAAUGAGUGCAAGAGUCUUGGUAUGGUAUUUGAGCCACGGGGAGAGGGUUUUUGGCAUGGAGAUAUAUGUUUGGGGUAUAAAAGAGUCAGAGAUGGGGAUAUCCAUGAACUGAGCGACUUCCUUCUCCUGACUUCUGGGCCAAAGGUUUGUUUGCAUUCUUUUGAUGCUUGUCUCGUGAUGUGUAUGUAUGUAUGUAUAUCAGUUUUUAGCAUUACAUGAUUAGAAGAAAAAUUCUCUGUAUUAAUGAAACACAUCUUGUUUCAAAGAUAUCCCUUUAGGGGAGAGAGCGAGGGAGGGAGCUAAAAGAAGCAAUUUUUUUUUAUAUUAUUAUUUUAUUUUAUUUUUCCUAAUGUUUGUGGCUUGUGAAAGUUUACUUUGUAUUGCCUGCCAAUGCUUUAUUAUAUGCCUUUUUGAAAACUAUAGAAGUGGCAAAAAAUCUCUAAUUUUGUUGCAGAGAAAUGCUAUCCAUACUCCCCAAAGUGUUCACUAUAUGGUGUAGCAGUGAAAUUACCGUUGAAUGUUA
This is a messenger RNA of Alnus glutinosa, 2565 nucleotides long. Its product is annotated as putative clathrin assembly protein At2g01600. The transcript is spliced from 16 exons. The coding region runs from base 269 to 1978 and encodes 569 amino acids. The record is from RefSeq and is a predicted model, not a curated record. Gene Ontology annotation, molecular function: phosphatidylinositol-4,5-bisphosphate binding; clathrin heavy chain binding; SNARE binding. NCBI's taxonomy places the organism in Eukaryota, Viridiplantae, Streptophyta, Magnoliopsida, Fagales, Betulaceae. Gene Ontology annotation, biological process: clathrin coat assembly; vesicle budding from membrane; clathrin-dependent endocytosis. Gene Ontology annotation, cellular component: clathrin-coated vesicle; clathrin-coated pit.